This is a messenger RNA of Pelagomonas calceolata, 730 nucleotides long. The record is from the annotation of a GenBank genome assembly. NCBI's taxonomy places the organism in Eukaryota, Pelagophyceae, Pelagomonadales, Pelagomonadaceae.
UUGAAAGAAAGCCUAUACUUAGCGCGCCCGCCCCCAUCAAAACGAAUCAGCCGCGCGCGAGCGUCGCGGAGCUGAUAUGUCCGCGGUCCGCGGGGUUGAUGAUGAGGUCGUUGUUCGGCAGCCAGACGCGCUGGCACCGCGUGUCGAGGCCGGGCUCGUCGUGGAUCAUGUAGACCUCGCCGAUCAUGCCCGUGGCACUUCUCCCACGGUCGACCUUCCGCUUGGCGCCGGCGGGCCGGUCCGGCACGGCAGGCUCGCCAUUGAAGCGGCCGAACGUAUCUCCAAAGGUCGUGGAGUACUGGCCCACCGGCCUUUCGGGGGCGGGUGCUCUCCAGGUGAACCCAGUGCCAUCUCCAGGGUUGACACUGAGCGCCAUCGCUUCAAAAACAUUCCCUUUCUGGGACAUGUUAAACGUCGAGUCCGUGCCUCGGAUGCCGCGGCGCUGCAUCCUUGCUGCUCUCGUCAUGGCGGCGUCCUUCGGCGGGGACUUGGACGGCACGGGGAACGCGUCGCCCGAAGUGGUGUUGUACGAGCGGUAGCCGUAGUCCACGAGCACGCCUUCCAGGGGCUCAGCUCUAUCCUCGGACCAAUUGCCGACCAUUACGCGGGGGUCGCGGUAGACGUUGGUCAUGGUGGUACGCGGUGCUGUUCUAGCGCUGGGGCAGCUUGUAUGGGUCUUGGGGCAGCGACGGCGGGCCGGCGCGGCGGAGAUUGCGAGAGGCGCUGCGAG